Molecule: messenger RNA, 1385 nt
Organism: Lytechinus variegatus (green sea urchin)
Lineage: Eukaryota; Metazoa; Echinodermata; Echinoidea; Temnopleuroida; Toxopneustidae
Product: melatonin receptor type 1B-B-like
Exons: 2
Coding region: 164-1363 (399 amino acids)
Biological process (GO): G protein-coupled receptor signaling pathway
Cellular component (GO): membrane
Molecular function (GO): G protein-coupled receptor activity
Source: RefSeq, a predicted model, not a curated record
AAAUGACCCAUUUAAACACCGCGUUAUAAAGCGAAUAUACCAAAGUCCAUAAAAAGGGGGUGAAGGUGAAGUAAAGAACAAAAAACAUCAAGUCCAUCGUAAAACUGUUAUUGACGCCAUUCAGAAUUUUGUUUUGAUGACAUAAUAAUUGUUUAACGGAAAGAUGGAGAAUAAUUAUACAGAGGAAGUGAGUACGGAUAUUAUGAUAAACCUCGUCACGAUGACAGGUAUACCGAUGUCGACAAUGAACUCGACUGCGACACCGGAAGGUGGGGGUCAAGGAUGGGGCGUGGGCAGGAUCGAAAACAACAUCGCAGUGCGCACCGUCUACGGAAUCAUCGCGAUGACUGGAAUCCUAGGAAACUUCCUCGUCUGCUUCGCGCUCUUCAGGAACGCAACACUGCGCACGCGUACCAGUUACUUCAUCAUCCAUCUCGCCUUCACUGACCUUUUGACCUCUACCUGGACCAUUCCAUUUCACUUGUUUCCCGAUCCUCCGGGAGUGGCUGACAACACGAACGGCGAGAUCGUUUGUAGGCUAUACAUCUCCAAAUUCCCGCUGUGGUGCACCAUUUUCGCCUCCGUAUACAGCCUCGUGAACGUCACCCUCGAGCGAUACUUCGCGGUCGUUCACCCAGUCAAGUACAAGAUCCUAUUCUCUAGGAAGUGGAGUGCUUUGAUGAUGUCUGCGACGUGGGUCAUCGGUUUUCUCUCCAACAUCUACUUCUUCUGGUUGUACGAUGCUAAAGAAGGGUCUUGUGACUUCGUUGGUUAUCCAUCGGUGCCGGCUCAACGCAUCGUGGGAGUCUAUACCUUUGCCGUUGUGUAUGUCAUACCAAUUGUGGCUACCUUGUUCUGCCAUCAUAAAAUGAUCGCAUCGCUCAAGAAACAACUGGAAACUCUGAGACAAGAAAGACGAGAGAAAAGAGCAACAGGUCAAAAGCCAAAGAAGGAUGCUAACGCUUGGCAACUCAAAGCUGCACACGAGAUCCAGAAGACACUCUUGGUCGUCAUCAUCACCUACAUGAUCUGCUGGGCUCCCAAUCAAUUCAUCUUCUUCGCCUUCAAUAUGGGUGCUCCGGUGGACUUCACCCAACCGUACUAUCACGUUUCAGUUGUCUUUGCGCUCUUCAAUUCCUGCCUCAAUCCAUUCAUCUACGUCUACAAAAACAAAUAUUUCAGAAGAGGGUUGUUGGAGUCGUUAGGUUGUCCCGAAGGAAUGCUAACCUUCCUAAACCGGAUUGGACCAGCCAGUACCGGCACAGCAGAAGGGGAGACGCCUACCAAUACCCUGGAAAACACCGCUGGUGCUGGCGUAAGUGGUAGAGCCUCGGGACACAGUACCAACGAUUCCUUGGUUUGAACCGAAUGACAAUAAUUAGGCC